Messenger RNA from Oryza sativa Japonica Group (Japanese rice), 2890 nucleotides. Its product is annotated as cytochrome P450 710A1. Gene Ontology annotation, biological process: sterol metabolic process. Gene Ontology annotation, molecular function: monooxygenase activity; iron ion binding; oxidoreductase activity, acting on paired donors, with incorporation or reduction of molecular oxygen. The record is from RefSeq and is a predicted model, not a curated record. NCBI's taxonomy places the organism in Eukaryota, Viridiplantae, Streptophyta, Magnoliopsida, Poales, Poaceae.
CGUUUUGCGUAUCUUCCCAAUCUUCUCAAUCCCCCUCUCCUCAAACUCACCCCUAAGUACUAUUUACGGCAGAUUUUUUUUAUUCGGUACGAGGUUGUUUCUUAAUAAAUCUAAUCUAAUAGUUUAAAAUAAUGGAUCACCGAUUUAAUUAAAAAUUAAGGUUAAAUUUUUUUAUUGAAAUUUGUGUAAGAUUUCUCUUAUUUAUUAGAGCGACACGUGACAUCGCUAAUCUAGCUAGAAGCGUUUAUAGAAGUGUCAUAUGAUGGUUUAAGAAGCGUUCAUAGGAGUGUCAUAUGAUGGUUUAAGAGCUUUUGUACGUGGUUUAAUGGAUUUUUAGUAUAUAAUAGUUGAUAGAUAGUUGGAGAAAAAGAAAAAGAAAAAGAUUAAAGGCAAUCUUAUAGUCUAUCUAUUAUAGGCAUGUUAGCUUUAAUAUAGGCUUAUAGAUAGUAGCUCUACUAAGUAUUAAACUUGCUCUAAGAGCAAGGUCAAUAGUUUAGUAGGCUACUGGCUUCAAUAUUUAUCCAGGUCAUUUAUAUAUAGCUAUUAAGAGAGAGAGCUUGUAUAAAAGCAAGGUUAAUAAGAGAGCCUGUUGUUGGCGCUUCAAUUGAUAGCCAUGUUAUCUAUAGUUAACCCUAUAGUCAAUGUGUUCAAUAGAUGUAUUGUAUAACACGAAUAUUUGGAUGGUGUUUGAAUAAACUGAUGGGACGUACGUUGCCCGCCGGAUUGAAAUAGUUUUCCUAUAAAUACGUAUACGCGCAUGUCCAGUAGAACAUAAGUGCAACUGUCUGAGCAGGAGCUCGAGAGCCUUCAGCACCCCACGCACUAUGAGAACCAGCACUGACCCGUCCGGCUCAAUCGAGUCGUUUCACGGCCUCGUACACCUCCGCACGGCGGCGCCAUUGCUGGCUGCAGCUGUGGCGUUAUACAUGCUCAUAGAGCAGCUGUCAUACCACCGCAAGAAGGGGUCCAUGCCAGGGGCGCCGCUCGUCGUGCCGUUCCUCGGUAGCGCCGCGCAUUUGAUCCGCGACCCGGUCGGAUUCUGGGACGUGCAAGCGGCGCUCGCUCGCAAGUCCGGCGCUGGGCUCGCCGCGGACUUUCUCUUCGGCCGGUUCACGGUCUUCAUCCGUGACUCGGAGCUGUCCCACCGCGUGUUCGCCAACGUCCGCGCCGACGCCUUCCACGUCGUCAGCCACCCGUUCGGCAAGAAGCUCUUCGGCGAACACAACCUCGUCUACCUGGUCGGCGAGGAGCACAAGGACCUGCGCCGCCGGAUCGCGCCCAACUUCACGCCGCGCGCGCUCUCCACUUAUGCCGUCAUCCAGCAGCGUGUCAUCAUCUCCCACCUCCGGCGGUGGCUCGACCGGAGUGCUUCCAACGGCGGCAAGGCCGAGCCGAUACGGGUGCCCUGCCGCGACAUGAACCUGGAGACCUCGCAGACGGUGUUCGUGGGGCCGUACCUCACCGAGAAGGCGAGGGAGAGGUUCGACAGGGAUUACAACCUCUUCAACGUCGGUUUCAUAACCUUGCCCGUGGACCUUCCGGGGUUCGCGUUCCGCCGGGCGAGGCUAGCCGGGGCACGGCUGAUGCACACUCUCGGGGACUGCGCACGUCAGAGCAGGCAACGCAUGCUUGGCGGCGGCGAGCCAGAGUGCCUCCUGGACUACUUGAUGCAGGAAACGGUGCGUGAGAUCGACGAGGCCACGGCAGCGGGGCUGCCGCCACCACCGCACACCAGCGACGUGGAGGUCGGCGCCCUCCUGUUCGGCUUCCUCUUCGCGGCGCAGGACGCGUCCACCUCCUCUCUCUGCUGGGCGGUGUCCGCGCUCGACUCCCAUCCGAACGUGCUCGCCCGCGUCCGUGCUGAGGUGGCCGCUCUCUGGUCGCCAGAGUCCGGCGAACCCAUCACCGCCGAGAUGAUGUCGGCGAUGAAAUACACCCAGGCGGUGGCGCGCGAGGUUGUCCGGUACCAUCCACCGGCGACGCUGGUGCCGCACAUCGCCGUCGAGGCGUUCCAGCUGACGGCGCAGUACACUAUACCCAAGGGCACCAUGGUGUUCCCAUCGGUGUACGAGUCGUCGUUCCAAGGGUUCCAAGACGCUGACGCGUUCGACCCGGACCGCUUCUUCUCGGAGGCGCGGAGGGAGGACGUGGUGUACAAGCGCAACUUCCUCGCGUUCGGCGCCGGCCCGCACCAGUGCGUCGGUCAGCGGUACGCGCUCAACCACCUCGUCAUCUUCAUGGCGCUCUUCGUCUCCCUCGUCGACUUCCGGCGUGAGAGGACGGAGGGCUGCGACGUGCCGGUGUACAUGCCGACCAUGGUGCCGAGGGACGGCUGCGUCGUCUACCUCAAGCAGCGCUGAGUCAAGUUGCCAUCGUUCUGAGCUGGUUCCCGUUACCCAGUCCUGCUCCGCUCGGUUUCUUUUCCUCCACCUCCACUGCAUGGGCAUUACGUAUCUCGUUCAUUCUUCAUUGCCCCGCCGCUCCUUUCAUUUCCCCAGUCAUCUCCCUCCAAGGUUCUCUUCGUCAACACAGUUAUUAGUACUCCCUCCGUUUGAAAAUAUUUGACACCGUUGACUUUUUAUUACGUGUUUGACCACUCGUCUUAUUAAAAAAUUUGUUAAAUAUGUAAAACUAUAUGUGAACAUAAAAGUAUAUUUAACAAUAAAUCAAAUGAUAUAAAAAGAAUAAAUAAUUACUUAAAUUUUUUUUAAUAUAACAAAUGAUCAAACACGUAAAAGUCAACGGUGAGUAAUAACAAGCUCUCUACGUCAUGCAUAAUUGCAUGUUCGUGCUUGUACCGUUGUACGUGUAAUAACGUGCAGUUCGCACGAUUGUGUUUGUGGCACGUGUCUUAUAGCUCCCCUUUUAUUAUUGUUACCCACGUCUCACU